AAAAUGAAGUUCCCAUUGACUGGUGCACUUCAAAACUUCCUAGUACGUCACACAGUCCAGGGGCUGUGUUUGUGGAAAAUAUCAAAGUUGGUAGGGUAACAGUUGGGUUUCCUCCCAAAUUUAACCCUCUUCACAAUCUAUAAAACGGGGAAGUUUUGCUACACAAAAAGCAACAAAGAAAAGAAGAAGAAGCAAAAAAAAAAUAAAGAAAAAGAAAUCAUGAAGGCUGCAGGCUCAUUGGGUGUGGUUGUAUGCUUGUUCUUGGUGGUGGUUGGUGUUUUGGUUGAGGUGGUUCCAAUGGCAGAAGGGGACACCAUGCCCAGCCAAUGCAAGCAGGAGAAGGACCUUCUUGUGAGUGCAUGCAAGAGCGCAGUGAUCAAUAAUAUAAUCGGGCGCAGCCCCUCUGCAUACUGCUGCCAAAUUGUCAGGGUGACUCAUGUCGAGUGUGUGUGCCCUUAUGUCACCCCCAAACUGGCCAAUUUGAUCCCUCUCCAACGUACGAUUAAGCAGAUUGAAGGCUGUGGAAGAAGCGUCCCUCGCAACUUCAAGUGUGGCAGUAUCACCACUCCACCAUAAGAUAAGAAGACGAAUAUUCUAGCUAGCUACAAGAAUAUAUUAUUAUGCUUGAUUAUCAAAUAAAGAAUAAUCUAAUUAGCUUUCUUUCAAGAUAUGAGAGUUAUAUAAAUUUGAAGUGCACAAUCAUGUGCAAUUAUGUAUUAGAGAAUGGAGGGAAGGGGACAAAGAUGUAUGACUUUCCUCAAAUCAAAGUGAAUUAUAAGAUGUCUCUCCUAUAUAUAUCGAUAUUUGUAAGAUCCCAUAUCAACCAACGGAGAGAGAGUGAUGUGCUUUAUAUGUGCACA
Molecule: messenger RNA, 860 nt
Organism: Prunus persica (peach)
Lineage: Eukaryota; Viridiplantae; Streptophyta; Magnoliopsida; Rosales; Rosaceae
Exons: 2
Coding region: 220-576 (118 amino acids)
Source: RefSeq, a predicted model, not a curated record